This is a messenger RNA of Camellia sinensis, 768 nucleotides long. RefSeq names its product copper transporter 5.1. The record is from RefSeq and is a predicted model, not a curated record. Gene Ontology annotation, biological process: copper ion transmembrane transport. Gene Ontology annotation, molecular function: copper ion transmembrane transporter activity. Gene Ontology annotation, cellular component: plasma membrane. NCBI's taxonomy places the organism in Eukaryota, Viridiplantae, Streptophyta, Magnoliopsida, Ericales, Theaceae.
CAAAAACAAAAACAAAAAAAAAUUCUUUUCUAUCCAAAUCGCUAUCUAAACAGGUUGUUUGAAUUUUCAGUACCAUCUGUCUCUCGGGAAAUUUUCUCUCUCUCUCUCAAUUAACAGUUGCAGAAAUCUGGAAUUGAAGAAGAAGAAGAAGAAGAUGAUGCACAUGACGAUGUACUGGGGCACAGACCUAACCCUCUUGUUCGACUGGUGGAUUACCGAUUCAUGGCUCUCUUACGCCCUAACUCUCCUCGCCCUCUUCCUCGUCUCCUUCUUCUACCAAUUCAUGGAAGAUCUUCGCCUCCGAUUCAAAUCCCCUUCCUCCUCCUCUUCCUCCGCCGCCUCAGUUCGACCGCCGAUCGAGACCCCCCUCCUCUCCAAACUCUGCCGCAACCACAGCCCUAAGAGGCUGGCCACGGCGGCUCUGUUCGGGCUCAAUUCGGCGAUCGGGUAUCUUCUAAUGCUUUCGAUCAUGUCGUUCAAUGGAGGUGUGCUUUGCGCUGUGGUUUUGGGUUUGUCUGUUGGCUAUUACUUUUUUAGGACUGGGGCUGAUGAGGAAGAUGAGUCGCCUGCCAUUCUUGACAACUCUUGUGCUUGUUCUUGACCUCUCUGUGUGUGUGUGUGUGUGCUGUGUAAGUGUAUUUUGAUCUUAAGAUUGUGUGAAUUUUGUGUUAUUGGUAUAGUUGUGAAAUCAAAGAUGUGUUUUUUGUUUUUCUAUUAAAUAAUCUUGGAAUUGAGGUGUUGGAUGUGCAGAGUCGAUCAAAGAAGCUA